GCUGCAUUCUCUCUAAGGAGGUGUGUACUUGUCAGUAAGUAUACUCAAACGAUUGCGAAUCGGCAGGGGUGGUUUUAUUUGUACUUAGUCGAUAAAGUCCGCCCACCACUCCUCCCACAGUAUUUCGUCUAUUAGAAGUACACGCAUAGCUCAGAGCAAAGUUUCUUCCACGGAGAACACUUAGAUAACUGGACAAGCAGAAUAAUCUUUCCGUGCAAUGUCUGCCAAAGCCAUCACAUUCCUGGCUCUCGGAGUAACCGCCAUAGCCCUGAUGGUGGCGAUUAUCGGAACGGGGCUCACCGGAGAUCGACUCAGGAGGGCGAGCAUCAACCCAAUGAAGUACGGGAUAGUCCUGGAUGCCGGCUCGUCUCACACGGCGCUCUUCGUCUACGAGUGGCCGGCGGAGAAGCAGAACGACACGGGGGUGAUUGCACAGCGCCACCUCUGCGACGUCGAUGGAGGAGGGAUCUCGAGUUACAGCAGCUCCCCGUCCGGGGCCGGGGAGUCACUCCGGGCGUGCAUGGACAAGGCCAAGGCCAUCGUGCCCAAGGACCGCUGGGCUGACACCCCGCUGGCUCUGGGGGCCACUGCCGGCAUGAGGCUCCUGGAGAUGAGUGACUCGGUGGCAGCGAAGGCAGUGCUGUCCUCGGUACGGGAAGUGCUCGGCUCGUAUCCCUUCUCGUACCGUGAGGGGCGCAUCAUCUCAGGCCAGGAAGAGGGAACCUAUGGUUGGAUCACGGCCAAUUACUUCUUGUACAACUUCAUUCAGUUCACAUGGCUGGGCAAAUGGCAAUGGACCACAUCCACGAAGCCCAUAGGAGCCUUGGACCUGGGUGGAGCAUCCACUCAGAUCACAUUUAUGACUGAGGAGCCUCUGCAGGGCUCACCGGACAGCCUGACCAUCCAGCUGUACGGAAGAAAGUACCACGUGUAUUCCCACAGCUACCUGUGCUAUGGACGUGACCAGGCAAUCAAGCGCUUCCUCUCCACUUUAUACAAGGCUUCUCCUGGAGCCCUGGUGGACAACCCAUGCUACCCAACAUUAUACUCCGUUGCGUACAACCUCAGCUUCAUCUACGACAGUCCCUGUACGAGCGAUGCGAGGCCGGCGAAUUAUGAUCCCAACCAGUCCGUCACUUUCCGAGGCACGGCAAACCCUGCCGAAUGCAGCAACACGAUCUCCAGCAUCUUUAACUUCUCCGCCUGCAGCUCGCCCAACUGCACCUUCGACGGAGUCUGGCAGCCGCCCGUGCGAGGCCAGUUCUUGGCUUUCUCAUCUUUCUUUUACACCAUGGAUGCGUUCAACUUAACCAACUCGAAAGCCUCUCUGAACGUCGUCAAGGACGCUUUCGAUUCUCACUGCGUGAAAACCUGGACUGAGGUGACAGCUCAAAAUCCCGGAAUUAAAGCCGACCGCUUGAAAGACUACUGCUUUCAGGCAUAUUAUGUUGACACGCUGUUGACUAAAGGCUACAAAUUUGACACAGACAACUGGCAAAGCAUCACUUUUCAGCAGACGGCGGGAGGUGGGAACCUGGGUUGGGCCCUUGGGUUCAUGCUCAACGUUACGAACAUGGUGCCCGCGGAGAUGCUCCCAGAGCUGUACAGCACGGCCGCCCUGGGCUUGGGUUUCGUCGGCACCCUGCUCAUCCUCACCUUCAUCAUUGUAUUAUUUUGGGUGCACCACCUGAAGCAUAAGUAGCAUUCGCCGUCUCGGCUACACUAACAGGGUGGGAUGAUACAUAUGUAUACGGGUAUUUUAGCUAACACAUUGAGAAGUGAAUUAAAAUCUUUUUUUU
This is a messenger RNA of Petromyzon marinus (sea lamprey), 1799 nucleotides long. RefSeq names its product ectonucleoside triphosphate diphosphohydrolase 2-like. Gene Ontology annotation, cellular component: plasma membrane. Gene Ontology annotation, biological process: nucleoside diphosphate catabolic process. The record is from RefSeq and is a predicted model, not a curated record. Gene Ontology annotation, molecular function: GDP phosphatase activity; ribonucleoside triphosphate phosphatase activity; UDP phosphatase activity. NCBI's taxonomy places the organism in Eukaryota, Metazoa, Chordata, Hyperoartia, Petromyzontiformes, Petromyzontidae.